AGAAACGAGUGCACUGUGGAUGUUGCAAAUAAGAAAAAAAACAGAAAUUUACAGAGAAACCGGACGAGUCUGGCAGCACCGGUGGAGAGUGAAACAGAGUAAUGUUUCGGCGUCAGUGAUCCUUGUUGAGAACUCAGAUCAAAGAAAUGCGGUCAAUGAGCUCACCCCAUUGGCCGCCGUGACGUCAGUGGGAACCAGUCGGGGUCAAUCCCUCGACAUUAAGUGAACGUUCAACAGCAACAUGGCGGUGCCUGGAUGCCGGCGCUUUUUUAUUACCCCAUUUGUCCUAUUUAGGCGGUUAUGUCACCCAGUAUCUUCCAGGCUCAGGGACCCGAGGAUUUCCCCGUGCGGUAACCAUGAUGCGGGCGUGUCGGUCCGACGUUUGCUGAGCACUAGCGCCCGAUUACAGAGUUCAAAGGAUAAAGUAUCUGUUGAUUUUAUCAACCGUGAUGGAGAGAAGCUUAAAGCAGAAGGAAAUGUAGGAGAUUCUCUUUUAGAUGUUGUUGUUGAUAAUAACUUGGACAUCGAUGGUUUUGGUGCGUGUGAAGGAACCUUGGCAUGCUCUACCUGUCAUCUAAUCUUUGAAGAGCCCAUUUACAAGAAAUUGGAUGACAUCACUGAUGAAGAAAUGGAUAUGUUGGAUCUAGCCUAUGGCCUCACAGAAACAUCUCGUUUGGGUUGCCAGAUCUGCCUAAAGAAAUGGAUGGAUGGAAUGACUGUGGAAGUGCCAACUGAUGUUGCUGAUGCAAGAGAAGCCAAGGACAUUGGUUCAGGCUCCUAAAGGGGUUAAUCUAAUUUACAAAAUCAACAUUACUAAAGAAAGUUAAUUUCUCUUAAUAAAUCAUACUUUAUUAUACUGAAUACAAUCUUCAGUGUAGGUGGGUCACUUAGUAUUGAAUGUCUCUAAGUUGUCUUUUUUAAUUUCUUGGUUGCUAAGAGCCACUAAUAUUGUAAUGCAGUACAGAUUCAGAGAAGUACAUUUUACAAAUUGCUUAACAGAAAUCUACUAUACAGGAUAUGAAAAAUCUAAAGAAAACAAUUUAACUUUUUUUGAAGAAGUUUAUAAAUGCUGUCCAAAUCCAGCAUUAUCCUUUUGAGUGCUGGAAUUUCAAGAGUUCCAGAAUCCAGUCCAGUUUUGUCUAGUUCCAGAUGGGUGUUAAAUUGAAAUUCGAAUCUGAUUCCAUUAAUGCUAACCAUAUAUGUUAUGUUGCAGUUGCAUUGAUUAUUCUUGAGACUAUUAUAGUUAAUAAAUUCUGUAAUGAGUAUAUUUGGAAA
This is a messenger RNA of Stegostoma tigrinum, 1275 nucleotides long. RefSeq names its product ferredoxin 1 (gene fdx1). The record is from RefSeq and is a predicted model, not a curated record. Gene Ontology annotation, biological process: positive regulation of oxidoreductase activity; P450-containing electron transport chain. NCBI's taxonomy places the organism in Eukaryota, Metazoa, Chordata, Chondrichthyes, Orectolobiformes, Stegostomatidae. The transcript has 4 exons. The coding region runs from base 242 to 781 and encodes 179 amino acids. Gene Ontology annotation, cellular component: mitochondrion. Gene Ontology annotation, molecular function: 2 iron, 2 sulfur cluster binding.